Gambusia affinis (western mosquitofish) is the source of this 5419-nucleotide messenger RNA. It is a transcript of the gene klhl26, whose product is annotated as kelch-like family member 26. The record is from RefSeq and is a predicted model, not a curated record. The transcript is spliced from 2 exons. NCBI's taxonomy places the organism in Eukaryota, Metazoa, Chordata, Actinopteri, Cyprinodontiformes, Poeciliidae. Gene Ontology annotation, molecular function: protein binding. Bases 1058 to 2893 code for a protein of 611 amino acids.
UACUACCUUACACAACACAGUUAACAUGUUUUAAGUUACAUUAAUAAUUUUCUUUAGUUGUCAUAAUACCACAAGAAAUUUGAGAGUUCAGAUAGAACAUAAAAAAGCAAAUGCCUUGUUUUUUUUAAUAAAUAAAUUAGGCUUUCUUAGUGGACAAUCUAUAUCCAUCAGAGGCUAAUCAUAGUGUAUUUCUCAAGCAAUAAAAUUAAAACUCACUUCAUAGUAAGUGCUUUUUUUAAAUGUCUUUUUUUGCAGUAUUUAGGCUACAAGUUGUCUUUAACUUAAUUGAAGUAGAAAUAGUAUUUUAUUUUUACAUGUUACCAAAACAUCAAAUAUUCAAAUUAAGCAGUGUGUAAGUGUAAACUUAAUAUAUAUAAAAAAAUUGAAAAUGAAGGGAAAGAAGUAACUUUUUGUGGUUCACUCUAAGUUAAGAUGAUUGAAUAUUAUUACCUUAAUUUUGCAAAGGUUUAAUUUUACUAUUGCAUCCAAUGUCAUUCUCCUCUGCUUUUCUAUUUUUCCUAAAUGUUUGAUAUUUCCUCUCAAAAAGAAAAAAAAAAAAAGAAAUACAAUUAGGAAGAGUUUGUGUAAAUGUUUGUAAACAUAAAUAUUUCCCUCAGGCCUCAUGUGUAAUGGAUGCAUUUUUAUAUUUUUAUUCUAUCUGAUGUGAUGCUGAAAAAAGUUCUCAGACAACACUGUGCAGUGCUGUUUUCGUACUGUUAGAUGUUGUUUUUACAAACAACUGAUGGAGCAAUAUUUCCUUAUUCUCUAAUUUUUGUUUUUCCUUACCAAUUCCUUGAAGCAUGUGAAGAUUUAAAGUUCCUGAAAAUAUAAAUAGCUUUCUCUUUAGUGUCUUUGUCCGUGUAUACAAAUGCAUUCUCACUCAUUCAAAAACCCUACACUAAAUGCAUUCCCCUCUGCUUGACUAGUAAAUUACAUUAUGUUUCCAUUAGAAUGUUACUGGAUACUACAUAUCCACACACUGGCCUGUUUUCAUCUGCAGAUAACAGCUUCUAGAUGCAAUGGUUCAGCUUAGAUAUCUGUUAGGAAUAUAUUACAUAUGCAUUUGAAAAGGUGGGGGGGAUGGCAUUCUAGCUUAUUGAUGGUUACAAGGCGUAUUUCUCUUUUCAGUAUGGCUAACAAGAAUAGUACCCUCCGCUGUACUUUCUCCGCCCCGAGCCAUAGUGCCACUCUCCUCCAGGGCUUGUCGGUUUUGCGGGCUCAGGGUCAGCUCCUGGAUGUCGUGCUGGCGGUCAAUGAAGAGCACUUCCAGGUCCAUAAAGCAGUGCUGGCCGCCUGUAGUGAUUACUUCAGAGUUAUGUUUACAGGAGGCAUGAGGGAGUCAAACCAAGACACCAUUGAGCUGAAGGGUUUGUCAGCCCGAGGGCUGAAACAUAUCAUCGACUUUGCCUACAGUUCAGAUGUAACUUUAGACCUGGACUGUAUUCAGGACGUUCUGGGGGCUGCUGUGUUUCUCCAGAUGGUUCCUGUAGUGGAGCUUUGUGAGGAAUUUCUUAAGUCUGCAAUGAGCGUCGAGACCUGCCUUCACAUUGGGCAGAUGGCCACCACGUUCAGCUUGUCUUCCCUCAAAGAGUCCGUGGAUGCCUUCACCUUUUGUCACUUCCUCCAGAUCGCUGAAGAAGAGGACUUUCUGCACAUUCCUAUGGAGCGCCUCAUCUUCUUCCUCCAGAGCAACAAGCUUAAGAACUGCAAGGAGAUCGACCUCUUCCACGCUGCCAUAAGGUGGCUCCAGCAUGAUGAGUCCCGCCGGGCUCAGGCGAGCAGCGUCCUCUGCCAUGUGCGCUUUCCACUCAUGCUCUCCUCAGAGUUGGUAGAUAGCGUUCAGACGGUGGACAUCAUGGUGGAGGAUGUGCUAUGCCGCCAGUAUCUCCUCGAGGCCUUCAAUUACCAGAUCCUUCCCUUCCGACAGCAUGAAAUGCAGUCCUCACGGACGCUCAUCCGCUCUGACGUGUUGUCCCUCAUCACCUUUGGUGGGACCCCCUACACCGACAACGAUCGCACAGUGAGCACCAAAUCUUACUACCUUGCUGAUGCUGCAUCCCGUCAGUUCAAAGAGCUGACAGAAAUGGAGACAGGGUGCAGCCAUUCCUGUGUUGCAGUGCUUGACAACUUUGUGUACAUUGUCGGUGGGCAGCACUUACAGUACCGCAGUGGGGAGGGGGCUGUGGACAACUGUUUCCGCUACGACCCGCAUCUUAACCAGUGGCUACGCAUCCAAUCCAUGCAGGAGGCUCGCAUCCAAUUUCAACUUAAUGUCCUGCAGGGACAACUAUAUGCCACUGGAGGCCGUAAUCGAUCUGGGAGUCUGUCUUCCGUGGAGUGUUAUUGUCCAAAAAAGAAUGAGUGGUCUUAUGUGGAACCGUUGAAACGCAGAAUUUGGGGCCAUGCUGGGACUUCGUGCAGAGAAAGGUUGUACAUUUCAGGAGGUUACGGGGUCUCGUCGGAUGACAAGAAAACGCUCCACUGCUAUGAUCCGGUAUUAGACCAGUGGGACUUCAAAGCCCCCAUGAAUGAACCCAGAGUGCUUCACGCCAUGAUCAGCACCCAACAACGUGUUUACGCUCUGGGUGGCCGCAUGGACCAUGUGGACCGCUGUUUUGAUGUGCUGGCAGUUGAGUAUUACAGUCCAGAAAGUGACCAGUGGACGACUGUCAGUCCCAUGAGAGCAGGGCAGUCCGAGGCGGGCUGCUGCCUUCUGGAUGCUAAGGUCUACAUUAUAGGGGGAUAUAACUGGCACCUGAACAACGUCACAAGCAUUGUUCAAGUCUACAACACCGAGACGGAUGAGUGGGAAAGGGAUCUGCACUUUCCAGAAUCCUUUGCUGGCAUCGCAAGUACGCCGAUUAUACUUCCUCAGAGCACCACACAACGCUGAGCUCCUGACCUGCAACUGUGAAGACUAUUGUUCUCUGUGCCCUUCUACUGCCCAGUGGAUUAAAUGAAGGUGUGAGCAUCUUUCCUACACAUUGAUGAAGGUUUGUUUUUUAGUUUUUUAGGCGUCAGUUGACAUAAACUUGUUAACUUUUUUUUAAUAUAGUGUAACAAAUUUAAGAAACUUUAUUUAAGUUUUAGGAAUUAUAGCUAUGACUGCUGAUGAUCAGGUUUUAUUGAAGAGGCAAGGUUUUAGAUAAGCUAUUAAUCAGAGUAAGUGCAGGUCUGAAAAUUUAUUAAUCCAAUCAUAAUUAUUACAGAGUUCUUGUAGAAAAGGCUAGACCGAUUACCCUGGUCUAGUUAACCAUGGAAAAGAUUACAAAAUCUUUACAGCCUUUAUUUUUUAUUUUUUUUUGUCAAAUGUUUUAUGUCUUUCCCUCUGUCCUUUUCUUUUGUGUCCUCCCAUUUUUCCUUAUUUUUGUCCACAUUUUCCUCCUUUCUCUCUUCCCUCCCUUAUGUCCAUUUCUUUUUUGUGUGUUUUUUGUUCCUUGUUUACGAACUCCCUCAAGUCACUUCUUUUUUUGUUCUCCUCUUCCUUGCACCCUUACUUCCUUGACCUGUGUCCUUUCUUCUUUUCCUUUUUUUUUAGUUCUACCUCCAUUAGUUGGGAUUUUCCUCCUUUCCUUUCUCGUGUCCUACAUUUGUUCAUUACUUGUGUGCUUCCUUCCAUGCUUCUCUACUUCCCAUUCUGCACCCAUUCAUUCCUUGUAAUUUUCCUUUUGUACUUUGAGUCAUUCAUUAUUCCCUUCCUUUCUUGUCUUUCCUCCAUUUCCUUCCUUUGUUUGUUGUUUUUAUUCUUUCUCUUUUGUCUUCCUUCCUUUCAUUUUUUGUCCUCCCUCUUGUUGUUCUGUUCAAUCCUUUAUGGAGUUUUUUCUGUUCUGUCAUUUCAUUCCAUUCUAUCUUUAGGACUGCACAGUGGCACAGUUGGUAGUUCUGUUGCCUUGCAGUAAGAAGGUUCUGGGUCUCUCUGCAUGGAGUUUGCAUGUUCUUCCUGUGCAUGCGUGGGUUCUCUCUGGGUACUCUGGCUUUCCCCCACAACCCAAAAACAUAAAUGUCAGGUUAAUUGGUCUCUCCAAAUUCUCCCUAGGUGUGAGUGUGUGUGUGAAUGGUUAUGUGUCCUGUAUGUCUCUGUGUUGCCCUGUGACAGACUGGUGAGCUGUCCAGGAUGUACCCUGCCUCUCAGCCGGAACGUUAGCUGGAGAUAGGCACCAGCACCUCUUAACCCCGCCAGGGACAGGGGUCUUAGAAAAUGGAUGGAUGUUCUAUCUUUAGUCCUUCCUUGUAUCCUGUUUCUUUAUACAGUAUGUGAAUCCUGCUAUAAAUUGAUGAUGAAUGUUUGAAUUUUAUAUUUUAAGAUGGUGAUAAAACUAAGUCUGAAAUCUUUAUACAUGUAGGAACACUGUUCUUAAACGCCUGGCAAUUUAGAAAGUGUAUUAUCACAGCCCAGUUAACUGGUGUAGCAUUAGUUAAAUUAUAGUAGAUUUUCAGAGGAAAAUAUUACUUUAAUUUGUAAAUGUGAUAAAAAGCAAUGAAGGGCUUACAUUACAAAAGGCACAUCAGAUAUGACAUUCCUUUGAAAAUCCGCAUUUAAAAUGUUGGACAAUUUGAUUGUACAGAAGUUUUAUUUGUUAUGCUGUUUAAUUUUUGAAACAAUUUAUCUUUAAGUCAGUUACUGUAGAUAUAUCCUAAUCAACAAGCUGCAUAUCAGCACAUAAUGUUGGCACAAAAACAAGAAUAGGAUGAUUUACAGUUUAAAAUGUGUUCCACAUGAUUUUACUCUUCAUGUGAAUGUCUUUCUGAUUUCUGAUGUGUCCUAAAAUCUCACACAACUGCAGACCUCUUGCGGCAGCUACAUGAAUAAUUUAUUUGUCUUAAUACAAUGUUUUGCAUAUUUUUUUUCUCUUUCCUUGAAGCUUGUUCACUUAAUUUUUACAGUUAAAAUUUUUCUGCAUUCUUUGCACUUUUGUAGCUGUGUUUGAAAUAUUGUGUUUGUACAUGACCUAAAUAUUUGUUUUUACUUUAAGAAGCAAACCUUUUGUCUUUUCCUUUUGAACUUGACCACCUCCAUGAUAGUGAGGGUUUUUUGUGGAAAAAUGUCUGCUGUCUGCUUGCCUAAGCGUGUCUUUUUCUACCUGUACCAAUCAAAGCACAUUAUAUUGUCAAAGUGCAAUACAGUGAAAACUGAUGUACUCCAGGGGGAAUGUACAAGUUUGCAUAGCUUCAUGUCAAUUCUUUAUUAAAGUCAAUAGUGUUUUAAAAAUGUAAACUUUUUGUCUGUAUUGGUUUUAUGAAUAUGUUCUGACACUUCUCCUGAAUUAAAAAAAACAAAAAACAAACUAUCACCUAUACCUCUGUUCUAGAGAGGAGCCAAUCUGAAAUUUUUGAAUGACUUUGAAUAUAGGGUAAAUAUUCUUUUUCAUUAUGUUGGAUUUCUUUUACUUAAUUUACAAUUUGUUGUGAAAUGUGACAA